Nylanderia fulva is the source of this 4968-nucleotide messenger RNA. RefSeq lists its product as uncharacterized. The record is from RefSeq and is a predicted model, not a curated record. NCBI's taxonomy places the organism in Eukaryota, Metazoa, Arthropoda, Insecta, Hymenoptera, Formicidae.
AUGAGCGAUCCAUUAAUUCUACAGCAAACGCUUUUUCACACCAUUUCUCGGGCAUUAGAGAAUUUCAAGAAGAUCGGAAGAAACAAUUAUACGCCCGCAACGAUUCGCUCUCGAAUGACGUCCCUCAAGGAAACCUGGAUGCAGUGCCGUCAAACUCAUGCAGCGAUACUCCAAGCGUACGCUGAAGCAAAGAGGGAGAAGAUGGAGUAUUUUCAAGCCAACAAGAUGGAGAGUCAUGAGGAUCUCUAUCAAGCAGCAAUAGACUAUAUGACGAACUGCCUCGAGGAAUCAGAGCCGACUGUGAGUCCGAACCAAUCUAUCAAUUAUUCAACGAAUCAUGCGGAUUCUGCGGCGCUUUCGUUACAGCAUCUCCCAGCCAUUCAAUUACCAUCCUUUAACGGGAGCUUCGACGAAUGGGAGAGCUUUCGCGAUCGCUUCACGGCUUUAAUUAUAAAUAAUAAGGAGCUCUCAGAUUUUAGUCGGAUGCACUUUCUCGUUUCAAAUCUCACCGGAUGUGCUCACAACGCGAUAGCCAGUUUAUCAGUGACCGCGGAUAAUUUCAACAUUGCGUGGACAGCGUUAAGGGCGCGCUUCGAAAAUAAGCGCCGUUUAAUCGAGAUGCAUGUAUCUACCUUGUUCUCGUUACCAACCUUGUUACGCGAAUCAUCGUCCGAAUUGUAUGCGUUGCGCAAUAAAGCGGAAAAAGCUAUCGAGUCGUUAAAGCGAUUAAAUCGAUCCUCUACCGAUAUUCUCGAUGACAUCCUCGUUCACUGCAUAUCUCAAAGGCUUGACCAAGCCACACGACGCGCUUGGAAACUAAAGUUUAACGAAGCAUCUCCUCCCGCGACGUACGACGAAUUACUGACAUUUUUAUCAUCGCGCGCGAGUGCACUUGAGGAACUCAAACCGAUUAAAGGGUCAAGUUCAAGUCGCGAAAAUAAAGUAGCCAGUGCUAAUGCGUCGGUAGCGGCGACUCCUAUGUGCGGGCUGUGUAAAAACCAGCAUUUCCUCAAUCAUUGUCCAAAAUUCCUCGACAAAAGUGUGAGUCAACGUCGAGAGUAUGUAAAACAAAACAAACUUUGCUUUAAUUGUCUACGCAAAAAUCAUUCCGUGGCAGAAUGCCGCAGUAAAUUCGCUUGCCGUACUUGUCAAAAGAAACAUCAUACAAUGUUACAUGUCGACUCACACUCCUCGUCGAAUACGAAUCAAGCGACAACUUCGAGCGAAAAUUCAGUGCAGACUAGCGAAAAUUCACAAGUCAUUUCUCUUUCGGUGGUUUCGAGCGACGCGUCGCCAUUACCUGUUCUCCUCGCGACGGCGAAAAUCAAGGUAAGCUCUCCGACGGGACGCACUCAAACCGUCAGAGCCCUGUUGGAUCAGGGUUCGGAAGUAUCUUUUAUUACAGAAAGACUCGCUCAAGGCCUGCGAUUACGACGCAUUCGGACAAUGACGUCGAUCUCAGCUGUUGGUGGUGUUCACGCUGGCAUGUGCCGACAUGCAGCUAACAUCCAACUUACUUCCCGCAUAAAAUCGGGGCCCGUAUUCAGCACUCAAGCUUUUGUUAUGCGCUCUUUAACAAAAUACACUCCACGACGGGCACAAUUCAGUAAGUCAUGGGAGCAUUUACGAAAUCUCAAUCUUGCAGAUGACGAUUCAACGGGAUCCGAUCCUAUUGAGGUACUCAUAGGGGCCGAUCUAUAUAGUAGAGUAAUUCGAAACGGCGUUCGCAAAGGAUCGAUCGGACAGCCUAUCGCGCAGAAUUCUUAUUUCGGCUGGGUCCUAUCGGGACCAACUACUACUCAAAGUUCAAGAUCUAGCUCAAUCAAGAAAGAAUACAAUUCAUUCCUAUUAGAGUAUGAGGAACUCGGACAUAUGAAAAAGGUUUCUGUUUCUUCGAAAUCAACUUCUGUCCCACAAACCGUUUAUAUUCCGCACCAUGCAGUUGUGCGCAAUUCAAGUUCCACGACACGUCUUAGAGUCGUUUUCAAUGCAUCAAGCUUAACGUCAAACGGAAGCUCCCUCAACACUCAUCUGUUGCAAGGUCCUAAGCUUCAAACGAAUAUAUUCGAUAUAAUCCUUCGCUGGCGACAGUAUCAAUAUGUCUAUACGGCAGACAUUGCCAAGAUGUACAGACAGAUCGUGGUCGAUCCACGUGAUCAAGAUUACCAACGAAUCUUAUGGAACACUGAAGGCUCGAAAAUACCACAAGCAUUCCGAUUAAAAACAGUCACUUACGGGACAGCAUCAGCUCCAUUUCUUGCACUUAGAGUGCUAAAACAACUUCUGCAUGAUGAAAGAGAAUCUUUUCCAUUGGCCUCUUCCAUUCUAAGAGACCAUAUUUAUGUCGACGAUGUUCUUUUUGGAGCCGAAGAUAUUCUUUUGUUGCGUCAAAAACGCGAUCAAGUUUGUGCCUUGUUGCAACGCGGAGGAUUUCAGCUAAGGAAAUGGACGAGUAAUAAGUCAGAGUUGCUUACGGACAUUUCCUCACAGAAUCACGGCCUCGCUUGCAAUAAAUUGCUGAAUGCUAACGAAAAUUUCAAUGUGCUCGGUAUCUCGUGGAACCCCGCUACCGACAAUUUUCAAUUUCAAGUAUCUCUCUCAGCAAUUCCGCCUAAAACAAAACGCACUAUUUUAUCUACGAUUGCCAAGCUUUUUGAUCCGAUCGGAUGGGCUACCCCAGUUACGAUUACCGCGAAAAUCUUUAUGCAAAAGUUAUGGCGUUUCAAUCUCGAUUGGGACACAAAUAUUUCGAACCAAAGCUCAAAGGAAUGGGAAAAAAUUUACAUAACACUAGCUUCACUUGACAACGUAAAAAUUGCUCGAUGGAUAAAUCGCGGGUCAGACACAGAACAAUGCGAACUUCACGGGUUUGCCGAUGCUUCGUCUGUCGCAUAUGCCGCCGCGGUUUAUAUUCGAGUACGAUCGAUCUCGGGAAAAAUCACAACUACGUUACUCGCAAGUAAAGCAAAAGUCGCUCCUAUCAAGCCGAUGACGAUACCGAGACUUGAAUUGUCAGCAGUAGUUUUACUCGCGCGACUUUUAGAAUCAAUUCAAGUCGCGCUGAACUUACAGCACAUCGAGAGUCACUGCUGGACAGACUCAACAGUAGUAUUAUCUUGGUUAAACCAGCACCCUUCUAAAUGGAAGACAUUUGUGUCUCAUCACGUAGCGUUAGUACAAACAAAGCUACCAAAUACGCAAUGGCAUCACGUGCCAUCGGAGGAGAAUCCAGCUGACUGCGCCUCGCGCGGACUCCUACAAACAGAACUCUCGUCAUACCCUCUUUCGUGGAACGGUCCACAGUGGCUAAAAAUGCCAUCUUCAGCAUGGCCAGUCUUUGAUUUCUUGCCACAGGACGCGAUCAUAGUAGAAGCUAAAUCCGUUACAGUUCAAUCGACUCAAAUUAACGAGUCGUGGGAUUUAGCAAGCAAAUAUUCCAGGUGGCGAAAACUCGUUCGAGUUACGGCGUAUAUUUUUCGAUUCCUCGACAAUUGUCGCAUAAGCGCGAAACGAGAAAAUAACACGCAGACAAGUCCUUUCGCCGUCUCAGCAAACGAAUUUGAAAGGGCAAGUUUGUUUUGGCUAAAGACGAUUCAAAAGGACAUGUUUUCGAGCGAUCUGAAAGCGCUUCGACAACGUCAACAACUCUCUCCUCGAAGCUCGAUACGAUCAUACGAUCCGUUCAUUGACGAACAAGGAUUGAUCCGGGUUGGUGGACGGUUGCAGAAUUCAAAUCUUCCAUACAAAACAAAACAUCCUAUUCUUCUCACAUCUCAUCCACUUAUCACGCUGUUGAUUCGUGACGCUCAUGUUCGAUCUCUCCACGCAGGAUAUCAAUUGACUCUUUCCAUUCUAAAGCAAGAGUACCUAAUAUUACGAGCUAGAACACUAGUCAAAGCAGUCAUAUAUCGAUGCGUGACAUGCGCUCGUGAACGAGCCUCACGCCCCACUCAACUCAUGGGCCAACUGCCACGCGCUCGCGUGACCGUCUCAUCACGAGCAUUUCAGCAUUGCGGAGUAGAUUUUGCGGGACCCAUUGACACUCGAGCUUCAUCCGGUCGCGGGAUCAAAUCUAUCAAGACAUACAUUGCAGUAUUCAUAUGCUUGGCUACUCGAGCAAUUCACCUUGAGUUGGUAGGAGGAUAUUCAACUCAUGACUUCUUAAAUGCUUACACGAGGUUUUGUGCCCGUCGAGGAUUGCCGUCUGACAUGUAUUCAGACAAUGGAACGAACUUUAUCGGGGCAGAACAAGAAUUAGCAAGGGCUUACAAUGACGCAUUGAGAGAUCCAGAUUUUCUCAAUCAAACAGCAUCAGACAAAGUUUCCUGGCAUUUUAUGCCCCCACAUGCUCCUCACUUCGGAGGGCUUUGGGAGGCAGGAGUACGCAGCGUAAAAUAUCAUUUAAGGCGACUCCUCGGUGCGCAUAAAUUAACUUUCGAAGAGCUUACCACUCUUCUAAGUAAGAUCAAAGCAUGCCUAAAUUCUCGACCUCUCGGACCUCUCACUGCGUCUAUCGAUGACUACGAGUCAUUGACUCCGGGGCACUUUCUCAUCGGGACCGCUCUAACUACGUAUCCCGAACCCUCUGUUUUACAUUUAACUGAAAAUCGCCUGUCACGAUGGCAGCUUGUACGACAACUUGUCGAACGGUUCUGGAAAAUUUGGCAAGCCGACUAUAUAAAUACACUACAACAAAGGAGCAAGUGGCGAACGAAACAACCUUCGGUUAAAAUCGGAACCAUGGUAUUAUUGAGAAAUGCCACAUUACCGCCAUGCAAAUGGCACAAGUUAAAUCCUGUAUACGUCCGAGCAAAUAAUACGAAGCACGACCACGUCGCGAUCACGGUUGACAAUCGUGCGAGUCACCUGCUCCGUACUACGAACGGGCAUGAUCGGAGUGUGAUCGGGCCUCGCGCCACCGAGCGAAAUUUCAAUAUUUUCAGACAAUCGGCGAAGCUCGAACAGUAA